UUAACUCAUCUUCGCCAUAUGGAAACACGUUUUACUGCUGUCAGUGGUCGUGGAAUUGGAGUCUCCUCCUCUCAUCAUUUUCAAGGUCGCCGCUCUGUGAACCAGAGCAGGAGUGAGAGGGAAAUCUUGAGGACACAGUCUAUUGCAGUUCUACCAGAUGAGGAGUACAAUAAGGGAAACAGACAGACGUAUGUGUACUUGACCCUAACUGCCCUGCACUACAAUCCGGGAGAGUGGAGGAGGAAAAUACCACUGAGUGACGUCAUCGGUUGUCAUCACUUGAGGGGAAACCGGGCCAACGACUUCAAAGGAUACUUCCGAGUCUACGCCUACAGACUGAGCAAGAAGAGUGGUCGGCGGGAGCGGGAGUCGAUCACGUUCGUGUUUGACAAGGGGGACUCGGAUGAGAACUGGAAGACAUGUACUCUAUGGCACAAGGCACUCAACCUACUCCUACGAGGAGUCACAGACUUGUCAAGAGACCGAAUCUCGAACCGGUCGUGGCCAGAGAAGAAAGUGUUGGUGAUCAUCAACCCAGCGAGUGGGCGGAAGAAGGGCAUGCAGACAUACUGGAACAUAGUGGCCCCUAUGCUGGUGGAGGCCAGCUACAAGUUCAGAUCCAUAGUAACCACUGGACCAGGACACGCCUCACAGGUCAUCAUGUCAGAGAACCUCUCAAAAUGGACUUCCAUUCUACUCAUCGGAGGAGAUGGCAUCUUAUACGAGGUGGUGAAUGCACUAAUGAAGAGGAGUGACUGGCGCAGGGCCAUCCAGACUCCCCUUGGACUCAUUCCAGCCGGCAGUGGGAAUGGACUAGUGUGUAGUGUACUGCACGAUAAACACGAGAUGAGUGUGGCCAAUCAACAGGUCAACUCCAUGUUCAGGUUCCUCAAGGGCGAGCCUCGACCCCUGGAUGUGACCUAUGUGCGAGUGGGACAGCAGGAGUACUACUCUUUCCUCAGUGUUUCCUGGGGGGCACUGGCAGACAUCGACAUCAACUCAGAAGUCAUCCGAUUCAUGGGGGAGACCAGAUUCACCGUGUGGUCUAUCGCCAAAAUAAUGCUGAACCAGAACUACAGGGCCAAGCUACGCUACGUGGAGCACAAAUCUAAAGAGCCCUUCAAUGCCAUUGAGAUAGUGAGGGAGCCCCCCAGCAUCCGAGACGGAGGGGAUGGUAACGAUGAGAAUAGAGCGGGGAGUGCGAAACCUGUGGAGAAGGAAGUAUAUUCAGAGACUGUCAUGGUCGAUGACUACAGAUACUUGAACGGAUUCAUGCCAAAUGGGGUCGGUGACGAAUUUGGAACAGUAAGAGACGGUAGAAAUCCAGAUGUUGGCGACAGUAUUCUAACCCCAAACAACUCACGAACCCACAUCGGAAUUGGAGAUGAUUCAGAUGCUGUACCCAGUAAUAGGGCAUCAGCAUGUACAGAUAGGACUGACAACGGAUAUGACACGCCUCAACGAUCAGUCACGCCGAGUUACAACCUCACUAAUGUGUGGGUGGAGGAACAGCAGAUGAGGAAGGGAGGAGGGGGAGCAGGGGGUGGAAAAGGGGGAGGGAGGGAGUCUCCUAUUGGCAGUGUGAGACGGAAGAAGAAGCGGCCCAGUCCGAAUCUGAAUGAUGUUAUUGCUAGUAAUCAGGAUGCAACGCCACAGGAAACCCCACAGUCAGGCUCAAUCACCAACGGAACCAGUCAACUAAGUCUACCCGAAAACUACGUGGACAAGUUUCAAGACGACUUCGACAAACCCCAGACACCCAAAAGCGAACGUAAGGGACUCGCAACUCUCGCUAAAUAUCCAAACGAAAUCCCGAGCACGCCAGAACUUAUGCGCAAAACAGAAGAAACUGCUCAAAGUAGCAGUAAAAACGAUAACAGUAAUAUUAUUAAUAACCCUGAUUCUCAUGACCAGAAUAACUUACCUAAUGGUAAUGGAAAUGAAGAAUCAAGUUCGCCGGGAGAAACAAAUGGACUUGAAAUUUACGUUGGUGAAAAUUUCACAGAAACACCCGAAACAAUCCUCGCCGAUGACCAAAAAGAUGCUAAUUACCAAGAUGAAGAAAAGAUAGAGCAACAAGCACCGCUUAAAACACGCGAGGAGAACGGGUCAAUAGAAAAUGUAGAAAAUAUCGAACCCAGAGGCGAUAAGAGUAAUAAUGAAGAGAAAAACUCACUUUUUGACGACGAAGGCGAACCCAAAAUGGAAGCUGACAAAAUGAGCAACCAGAAUUUGCGAGACACGUUCGACGGAAAUGGUUUGGAUGGUCAAGAUUGUGCGAAUGGUGACUUUAAAAAUGGUGCUGGAAGAAAAUUCAUGAAAUCAAACGCAGUACAACAAAACCCCUCAAAAUUCCAAACAGGCUCUCGGAGAUCAUCUCGCCCAACCAAUCUCAGAGCAACCCAAACACCUACUAAUACCCAAUCUUCCACGACAAACAACAACAACAACAGCCAACCAUCAUCCUCACUAUACCCUACAACUACCACACCCACCACCCCUAUAGUCAUAAUAGACCCCCUGAUGACCAUGAACUCACAGAUGGACAACUCAGUGUACCCCCAGACAUCUGACAUUUCCGAGUUCAUCCCCCAAUUCCCAGAGGAGAAGUGGCAGAGCGAGGAGUCGGAUCAAUUCGUGUUCAUACUCGCAUCAAAUGUCACUCAUAUAGGAAGUGACAUGUGCUACGCGCCCCAGGCGAAGAUGAAUGAUGGCUGCAUCCAACUGGGCUACUGUCUGCAGCCCAUUAGCAGAACCAAACUACUCAAACUAUCUUCCAAAUUCUCAACUGGAGAUCACAUCAACAUUCCAGAGAUGCACUUCAAACCAGUCAAGGCGUUUGAGAUUGAGUUUGAGGAAAUAAAGGAGGAGAUGAACUUGGUCGUGGAUGGGGAGAAGGUGCCUAAUGCUACUAAAAUAUCCUGCACGGUGCUACCAAACUUAGCCAGAUUUGUCUACUAAUCAACCAAUCAGACACAACCUAUCACAAAACAGCUUUUGGAAAAUUUUUGAGAAAAUUUAAAUAAUUUCAGCGAUUAGUUUUG
Messenger RNA from Symsagittifera roscoffensis, 3044 nucleotides. RefSeq lists its product as uncharacterized. NCBI's taxonomy places the organism in Eukaryota, Metazoa, Xenacoelomorpha, Acoela, Convolutidae. The coding region runs from base 19 to 2961 and encodes 980 amino acids. Gene Ontology annotation, biological process: sphingosine biosynthetic process; phosphorylation. The record is from RefSeq and is a predicted model, not a curated record. Gene Ontology annotation, molecular function: lipid kinase activity. Gene Ontology annotation, cellular component: intracellular membrane-bounded organelle; cytoplasm; membrane. The transcript is spliced from 17 exons.